GGCAACUCUCCUCUGAAACGCGGCGCUAUACAAUCUUUGGUCAGUAGCUAGCUAGCUAUAGCUAGCUAGCUGCAUACAGCAACAAGCACUAGCGCUGGUGGAAUGGCAGGCGAAAGUGAAAAUUCUAAACUACUUAUGCUGAGCAUCUUCUUGGUGCAAAAGCUGAGGGAGAACGUGAACAAAACUUUUUCUUGCUUACACGAAGGGGUCAUGUGUGGUAAAGAUGACGACGUUUCUUUUGAUGGGAAAGUCAAGCAUUUUAUCACUCAUCUUCAGCAUAACUUGUGCAGCGUGAACGACAAUAUCAGUGAACUGGAAAAACUUAGCAACAGCAUUGUGAAAGUUCAUGUGAGCCAAGGCAGCAGUUUGGGAGUGACAGGGUUACUUAGCUUGGAUCCAGUAUUGGACAAGACACCGCUGUAUCAACAGGUGCUGCAGUCCUACAAAUGGUCUUCCAAGUUAAAGGAGCAUGCUAGCCAUGCGUAUGCCCUGCUGAAUCAUCACUGCACAAUGAGACGAUCAUCCAGCAUUGGCAGCAAAAAGCGUAAGAUACAGCAAAACCUGACAAUGGAACAAAUGGUUUCUACAUUGAAUCGUCAGUAUAUGGACAUUAUGAUGAUCAACAAAGUUCCAAAUAUGCCGAAUGUGUAUCAGGUUACACUUGGACGAACAUUUUAUGCUAUCGUAGGAUUAAGAAGACUUUUGAUUGAGAGAGUAGUUGUCCGAGGGCAGCAUGAGAACAUCUAUUUGGAUGACAGAAUGGUUGAUAUAUGGACCCUAUCCAGAUAUAAAGUGUUUCAAAAGAUAACAGAUCAUGCUACUUCAGCGAUGCUGCAUUACCAUCUACCACUGAAAGCAGAAAUGUGCUUUUAUUCAUUCAUGAAGUGGCUGCACAGUUACCAAAAGCUGUUCUCUACCCCAUGUCGGCACUGUGGGCAAUUCCUCCAAGACAAUCUCCCUCCUACUUGGCAUGAUUUCAGAUCCUUGCUCCCCUUCCAUGAAGGCUGUAGACAGUGAUGAUGCUAUACUGCUUCUUCUCAAGGACGUGCUUCACCAGUCCUAAUGAUUGCUACAUGUACAUGCACAGUAUACAGUUGUUUCAGGCAUACAACUUACAUGCACAUGUAGAUGGUUGGGGCUCUGCAUACAUAUGCAUUGUGUGUGAAUGCCUCCGCCAUGUUAGCUGUGGUAUAGGCAUACUGCAUGAGUACAGUGUAUCCUCUGACUGGUGACAGAGAGCCCAGACUGUUUAAAUGCCAUUACUGUCCAGUCAACAACAUUCACAUUAACACCAUAUGGCAAAGUCUACAGAUAUAAGUCAUUAGAUAAUAAUGAAUUUCAUGGUUUCUCAUCGCCUGAAGUUAACACUGAAUUAAUUUACAAUAUCUGAUGAAAUGAGGGGAGUCGUGGCUGGUAUCCCGAACUCUAAUGGCCAUGCCCAUUUUUCAUCUUGAUCAGAAUGUUAGCAUUUUUGAAGGACAUGAACAUCCUGUAUAUUUCUAGACACCUUAUAAUUGAUGGCAAGUAAUAGUUUCUGUUGUAACUUUUGAACAAGCAUGUAAUUGGUGCUAGAUGAUAAUAUUUACACCAUAAUCACAAAACUGAAAUUCACAGAUCAUCGGAUCCCGCAGUCAGCAGUUGCCAACAUUAUUUGAUUCCUUCGAAAAUGUCAACAAAAACCAAUGAGUAAAAUGCGCCCCAUAUCAUCAUUAUGUAAGACUUGAACUAUCACAGUUUGAUCAAGUACAUUUCCAUGAAACCUGGUCCAAAAUACCAAUGACGAUGACUUUGAACAUCCAUAAAUUUUUUUUAGGCUGACAUUUCAGAACAUUUUGUUACUUCGGCCUUGUGGACUGUUUGACCUUUGACAUCUGGCCAUAUAGAGCGCCCUCUUUCUUUCGAUAUUCAUGAGCUUUAGGAGUUUUCUCUUCGCACCAAGAUUUGUCGAGAAAAUCUCUCAAACCAACUGACAUUCUAAAAACAAUUACAUUCAAGACAUUAACUAUGAUUCUUGAUUGAAGUCAAGUGACCUGAGUUUUGAAUGGCAAAAUAAACACAUGCAUGAGAAUUUCAAGCGCUACACGGCAGUGUUUUCAAUUAUGUCAAACGUCAUGCAUUUUUCCGUCAAAUUUCAAACAUAAUUGAAAUUCAAUCAAAUAUGACAUUCAAAAUGAACAUGUACUUGUAUGCUUUUGAUGCAACCAAAACUUACAUAUUUCAGUGGCUGUAAGGUAUGACAAAUAUGCUGAUAUGGUUAGAGUGAUUUGAAACAAGUAGGGAAUGAAGAGGAAAAUCUUGUCAAUAAUUUUCCACCAAUUUUGCACAAUUUUCUUUAUCCGUUUGUCUUUAAAAGUCUUUUGAGGGCCUGUAAAUUACAUCUGUUGAAAAAUAUACUCAAUUGUUUUUGUUUAUGAAAGAGGUUUGGUUUGAAGUGAGCUUGUAAGUCAAGUAAUGCAGUGUAAAUCCAGGAAAUCAUUGCCAUUUUUAGUUUAAAUUUAAACCGAUAAAGAGAUUGAAUUUAUUUGAGAGCUAUGAUCUAAGAAUAACUUUGAAAGGACAUAAUUGUCGCUUGAUUAUGUGACGUAUACACGUCCUAGCAACAUUGCUAGGUUGUGCUUUGGCCAUUGACCUCGGUGAUACAAACAUUUUGACUUAAAACGUUAAGGCCAUGUUUGUUUCAAAUGGAUCUGGAUCACUAUCAAUGCUCUGUCGAUGGUAUAUGGGCUCCAAAACCUGCAUAGUGAAUGGGAUUAAUACUGAUUGAAACAAACAGGCCCUCUGUGAGGCAAACCAAAUGUCUGCCAAAUUAUCCCCAAAUGAUAAUUUUUCUAACCUUGAUGGUGUAAAUUUUGGGUUAUGACAUAAGUCAUUGUUUAAGAAGUUUUGAAAAAUGACCCACAGAGUUGUGUUUUGGUUUAUAUUUUGAAGAAUAUGCCAUGUGCUAUGGAAUGCUGCUAUAACAAACACAAGAGAAUCCAUACAAAAUUUGUGGUGCAGUGCUCAAGUUUUCCUGAAUCACAAGCUACAUACAAAACAGUAACACUGAUUCCUGCUGGUAAAAUGGCAGAAUCUAAUAAGACUGGGCCACACCAGGAAUCAGUUUUAUAGAGUAGUACUAGAGUCCAAAGUUGGUAAAAAAAAGUUAAGCACGCAUUAUUAUCCAAGAUGUUUGUGAGUUAUGUAAUGAAUGCUGGGAUCUAUCUGCAUAUUUAGUUUCUGUUUUUGUAAAGUUUUUAAGUAAAAUCUCCUGGCUUUGUAGCAAUUAUCAUGCAAUGUUUUCCUCAAUAAACUCUCCAGUGUUGCAUACAUGUGCUUGGUAGUUGGUAUACAUAAGUGUCUGUUUACACACAAAUGUACAACACACAAGCUACCCAUGAAUAGUACAGACCGUGCAUUGUGAUGGCCUGGUGUCCAUUGUUAAUACGAGUUUCGUCAACUUUCAAGUUAUCAUUAUCAGUCAUAAAUAAGUUUCUUAAAGCAAAAUUGUGAAGUUCCAUAAAAAAGCAGAGAAAAUGCGGGAGCCUAGGGAGAUUUUCAGUACACCCAAAUGUUGGGUAUAGUAUAGUGAUGUUCCACUCAAUUCAUGUGAGCACUCUCAGAUGAAGAGAAAAUGUGGUUAUAUUGUAUUUGCUGUCAUGGAGACGGUGCUAUACACCACAUGCCUUUGAAAGUGUGUGAAUGCACUGUGUUGGUUCAGGGGAUGACAUUUACAAGUCACAAACACCUCUCUUUUUUGCUCACAAUCCACAGAGAAUUGUACAAGAAAUAUCUUUCUAACUUACAGAAGUUUAUUUCACUCCUUAAAGCACACCGAUUACUUGAGCAAGUCAACAUUUUUCCAGAUAUACAAUGUACACUGUAGUACCUCGUCCUCUGUACAGACAUAGCAAGAUAUUGCAAGCAUGUUUUUGUCUCCCUGUCAUAUCUGACAUGAUUUUAUAUUUAGAACACAUUCUUUAAUUUAUAAGAGUGAGUAAUGCAAAUUACCUACCAAAUAGUGUGAAGUCAGGGAGAACAAGGAUAUUAAAUAAUGGUGUUUUGUAAAGAUUAGGAACUGAACUACCUGUAGGUCGCUGAUGUAAAUGCACAUGAAAUGGAACAGCAUAAGUAUACAACCAUAAGGGAAACAUGGCUAAUGUGACUUGUCCCCUUUUGUUUUGCGUCAUAUCCAAUGUUCAUAAAAUUUGUGUCAAAAAUACUGUAGGUCAUCACGGUCACAUGUAGGUCAAGAAAAUGUAAAGCUAUUCUUCCUAAAGAGUUAAGAGGUCUACUCUUUAGGAAGAAUAGCUUUACAUUAAAUAAAAGCUGCUUAUCAGGUUUGAUUAUAAUCAAAGUUUGUUUUUGUCUUGUUAGAAAGUAUUUUUAAUUAUUACCUAGAAAACUUAACAUGAAGUCUUUAUAAUCCAAAUAUCAGUUGAUUUCAUAGAAACGGCCAUUUUGUCAAUGGUGUCCACUGAAAGGCUUCUCUCCCAUGUAAUAGGUCUAAGACUUGUGAAACAAAAGUUAAGAACCGUGCGCUGUGUCCUCAGCCAGCUAUUAUGGAAGUACAUGUAGUAGCCACAAACUUGAUUAAUAUGUUACAUCAUGAACCCUUCUUUAAAUAAAACAUGCAAAAAAUUCCUCCUUUAUGAGUUUUGGAUUAUGAAUAGUAUACAACCAUGAAUUUCCUUUGAGAAGUGUAGUAAAUUAGGCUUCCCAAGGUGAUCCUUGUAGCGUUGUAUUUAGAUGAGAGGGGAAAAAAGGUUUUCCUGCACAUGUUCAAAUUCAUAAAUGAAUGACUUCAAUUUGUCUCUUUAAGCCUUAUUCAUCAGCUAUCACAUUCCCUGUUAAUUUCAUCUUUGCUCGCUCAUUCUUGCACGUUCUUCAGUUCCAUUCAUUUAACUAUACUUUUUUUGAAAGACAGUUUGAUUUCCUCUCGAAAGCCAAAUGUACCCCCAAAAAUCUUCAGUUUGCGAUCAAUGUUGAAUAAAUGUUAUUUGAAUUCA
Molecule: messenger RNA, 4985 nt
Organism: Acanthaster planci (crown-of-thorns starfish)
Lineage: Eukaryota; Metazoa; Echinodermata; Asteroidea; Valvatida; Acanthasteridae
Gene: med27
Product: mediator complex subunit 27
Biological process (GO): regulation of transcription by RNA polymerase II
Cellular component (GO): mediator complex
Molecular function (GO): transcription coactivator activity
Source: RefSeq, a predicted model, not a curated record